This is a messenger RNA of Ectocarpus siliculosus, 624 nucleotides long. Lineage: Eukaryota; Phaeophyceae; Ectocarpales; Ectocarpaceae. The record is from the annotation of a GenBank genome assembly.
AUGGAAACCAUGUCCACUGAAGAGCAACGCAAGUUUGGUGAGAAGCUAGCUCGGAUGCAAAGGACGUUUAUCUGCCCCAACUUCGGGUACUUCAGAAACACCUGGUGCGGCGAGUCGCUGCAGAUCAACGACUGGGAAGACGACUGGUGCAACUUGUUCUCCAAGCACAGGCUGGGCCAACAGGCAGAGAUGAUCCUGGAGAAGCACCGGGAUCACGAGGUAGCCACCAAGGUGGAGAAGCUCAGGAUGAACCUGCGCGAGAGGUUCUUCAAGGAUUUGAAAAUCACGCCUAGCCUCCUGCACGGAAAUCUGUGGAGUCGAAACUGGGGUGUGGACCACAGCGGCAAGCCCGUCAUCUACGACCCCGCAGUCUACUUCGGCCACUACGAGAUGGAGAUGAGCAUGCUGACGAUGUUCGGAUCACCUUGCAAAGGCUUCUUCGUCAAGUACCACGACCUCCUGCCGAGGGAGGAACCGGGUUACCAGGACAGGAUACUGCUCUACCAGCUGUACCAUUACCUCAACCUGUACCUGCAGCAUGGGAGAGACUUCCGCAGCCCGUGCAUGGCGUUGGUCAAGACUCUUCUUGCCCCCAGCAUUCCUAGCGGCAGCAGCAGCGGGUGA